Medicago truncatula (barrel medic) is the source of this 1586-nucleotide messenger RNA. Its product is annotated as ribosome biogenesis protein NOP53. Gene Ontology annotation, cellular component: nucleolus. The transcript is spliced from 12 exons. Gene Ontology annotation, molecular function: 5S rRNA binding. The coding region runs from base 78 to 1178 and encodes 366 amino acids. The record is from RefSeq and is a predicted model, not a curated record. Gene Ontology annotation, biological process: rRNA processing; ribosomal large subunit assembly. NCBI's taxonomy places the organism in Eukaryota, Viridiplantae, Streptophyta, Magnoliopsida, Fabales, Fabaceae.
UUUACACUCUGCCGCUAAUGUUCUGUUCUGAAAAAAAACCCUUGUUCCUGAAAAUUGAAAAAGUGUAUUGUUAGAAAAUGGGGAAGAAAUCGAAAAGUUCAAGGAAGGGGAAGAAAGCAUGGAGAGCUAACAUAAGCACAGAAGAAAUCGAAGAUUUCUUUGAGAAAUCAACAAAGGAUGCUCUUUCUGGUGGUUCUCUUCAAGCUGUUUCAAGUGAUUCUCUCUUUUUCGAAGACAAAUCAAAAGAUCUUGCGGUAAAGAAGAAGAUUGAAAAACAUAGAGAAAAAGUGCUUCAUGUUGAUAGCAUACUACAGAAAAACCAGUUUGUUAAGCCAGUGCCUUCUUCCACUCUAAAGAAACAUGCGAAAAACCGUAAAGUGGUGUCCAAAAGUUUAGUUGCCAAUGAAAAUAGUCACAAGGAGGGUUCUGUGUUAGAUUCGGACGUGUUUGAUAUGUGGGGUGAUAAAGACGCAGAUGAAGGCAACAAGAAAGUGAAAAAGUUGUCCAAGCCUACUCAUAUUCCAGCUGUCGAGGUUGAUCCUCCAGGAUGCUCAUUUAAUCCCACACAUGAAAGUCAUCAGGAUACACUAGCUACUGCUGUUGCGGAAGAAAUGAUUAAAGUCUACAGAAAUGAAUUGGGCCCUGAACCAGUGCCUUUAACUGUUCCUGCUGGAGAAGCUAUUUCUGAAGAAGAUAUGUAUUUUCUUGAUGUGGAGAAGAGUGACGAUGAUGAAAGUAAUCACGAAGAUGAUGGUGAAAAUGAAGAUGAUGCGUCAGAGAAAAAGCCCAUUAAAACAAAGAAAGUGACUAGAGUUGAGUUGAAUAAGAGAAUUCGGCGCAGAGAACAAUUGAAAAAAGAAGCCGAAUCAAAAAAGAAGAAGAAUUUCUCAAAAGAAAUUGAUAGCAUCUCAAAAAUUGCUGAAGAAAUUAAGCAUGAAGAUGAGGAACAAUCGAGAAGACAUCUGAGGCGACAAGUUGCUAAACAAGAGAGGUUAAAGGCAUGUCCUCCUCGCUUAGGAAAGCACAAGUUUCAGCCUGCUCCUGUUCAAGUUUUAUUAAGCGAAGAGAUAAAUGGAUCCAUCCGAAAGCUUAAGGGUUGUUGCACACUUCUAAAAGAUCGGUAUAAAAGCAUAGAGAAGAGAGGGUUGGUUGUUCCAAAACCCAGGAGGAACAGGUAGAGUCCUCUUCCUUGUUUUCUUCCCUAACUUAAGUCGCUCCACAUUCAUGGCUCGAUAUGUGGCAAGAAGACAUGUGAUGGAUGAAUGACUACACCAACUUCUUUAAAUGAAAUUUUGUUUGUCUUGUCUUGUUUUGUCUCAAAUUUUUACGAUUUUCAAGUUGUAAGAAUAUUAUGUUCUUUUUAUACAUAUGAUGGAUGCCUCACUUAUUUCUGCAUUGCUAUUUUCACCGAGAAUUAGAAGCUGUGUUCUCAUAGUGACAUGAUUAACAAAGAUCCUGGAGAAUUGGUUUACCUGUGUACUUCGAGGGUACGAAAUAGAAAAGUUGAAGUUAUUAUAGAAUAAGAUUUGGAUUGGAGGUUCAUCACACUAUUUUCCUAGUUCACAAUGUAGUGAAACUUAAUUGAA